Molecule: messenger RNA, 525 nt
Organism: Gongylonema pulchrum
Lineage: Eukaryota; Metazoa; Nematoda; Chromadorea; Rhabditida; Gongylonematidae
Source: the annotation of a GenBank genome assembly
AUGCAAACUCCGACAAUAACCCGACUAUCUCCGACAGGCUCCAAAAUUCGAAGAAUUUUCAGUGCAACUGCUGUGAGGAAUCACGAGGAAUUACUAAAAUCAAGCGAUGAAAUACGGCAAAAACUGGAGGAGAUCCGUCGAAGUAAAGCAUACGAAAUGAUGAAGUAUGAAACGAUAGCACGGAUGAAUGCGGGAAGUGUUAGCGCCUACUUGCGGCAGGAACGUUUCAAGCCGAGCCCAGUGAAGCCGAGCACCGAAAUUGAUGAACUUUUGCAGAAACACGACGAGGAAACGAAGGACCAGGCGGCUUGUAUUAUCCAGCAAUUUUUUCGGAAAUGUGUCCGUCGAAAGCAGAUUCAGGAAACUCUGUACAGCUGGCAAUGGAUUCCCAUUCAAAAGCGAUUACGGUAUAUUGAAGCGAUAGCUGAACGAAUGUCUGGCGGUAGUAUCCCACGCAAAACCGAUUUGACUGUGAUCAAAAACAAGGUAAGCUUCUUCCGCUGCAUUAUUGCCAGGAUCUCCUAA